CUUAGCAGAAGCUACAGGGCAGGGCGACUUAGAAAAGGUAUCAGAAACGAUUUGUACACGGUCCGUAGCACACCUAGUACAACUCUUCUAUCCAGCUUCCAUUUCGCCAGGAAAACAUAAUCCACUUACAUCAGCAAAAUGCGUGAGUGUAUUUCUAUCCAUGUUGGUCAAGCUGGAGUCCAAAUCGGAAAUGCAUGUUGGGAACUGUAUUGUCUGGAACAUAAUAUACAUCCUAAUGGUAAUAUGGAACACGAAAAAAUGAUGAUGUCUAAUGGCGACGAAUCUUUUAACACGUUCUUCAGUGAAACAAGCCAUGGAAAACACGUACCUAGAGCAGUUUAUGUUGAUUUAGAACCAAAUGUAGUUGAUGAAGUUAGAAAUGGUACGUAUAGACAGUUAUUUCAUCCCGAACAGUUAAUCAGUGGAAAAGAAGAUGCGGCAAAUAACUACGCAAGGGGCCAUUAUACCGUUGGUAAAGAAAUUGUGGACCUGGUUCUGGAUAGAAUAAGAAAAAUGGCUGACCAAUGUACUGGACUUCAAGGGUUUCUGGUAUUCCAUAGUUUUGGUGGAGGAACCGGUAGUGGAUUUUCGUCUUUAUUGAUGGAGCGUUUAUCGGUAGACUACGGCAAAAAGAGUAAACUAGAGUUUGCGGUUUAUCCAGCACCCCAGAUUUCUACUGCUGUGGUAGAACCUUACAACUCUAUUCUGACAACCCAUACCACAUUGGAACAUUCAGAUUGUGCUUUUAUGGUAGAUAAUGAAGCUAUUUAUGAUAUUUGUCGUCGUAAUCUGGACAUUGAACGACCAUCCUACACAAAUCUUAAUCGUUUGAUCGGACAAAUAGUCAGCUCUAUAACUGCUUCCCUCAGGUUUGAUGGGGCUCUGAAUGUCGACCUGACAGAGUUUCAGACCAAUCUUGUUCCUUAUCCACGAAUUCAUUUUCCUUUAGUGACGUAUGCACCCAUUAUUUCAGCGGAGAAGGCUUACCAUGAACAAAUGUCUGUAGCAGAAAUAACCAAUGCUUGUUUUGAACCUUGUAACCAAAUGGUGAAAUGUGAUCCAAGAAACGGCAAAUAUAUGGCAUGCUGUAUGCUGUAUCGUGGCGACGUUGUACCAAAGGACGUGAACGCGGCCAUAGCAACAAUCAAAACCAAACGAUCUAUUCAAUUUGUUGAUUGGUGUCCUACUGGGUUUAAAGUUGGAAUCAACUAUCAGCCGCCGACUGUUGUGCCUGGUGAGCGAGUGACGGGUGCUGACUUGGCGCAGGUUCAACGAGCUGUUUGUAUGUUGAGUAAUACGACCGCUAUCGCUGAGGCAUGGGCUCGUCUUGACCACAAGUUUGAUCUUAUGUAUGCUAAAAGAGCCUUUGUCCAUUGGUAUGUCGGAGAAGGUAUGGAAGAGGGGGAAUUUGCUGAAGCCAGAGAAGAUCUUGCUGCUUUGGAGAAAGAUUAUGACGAAGUUGGCGUAGAUUCGAUCGAAGAUGCCGAAGAGGGAGAUGAAGAAGGGGAGGAAUAUUAGAGAAAAAGAACAAAUACUGAUAUUUUCCUAUGGAAUUGUCCAUGCUCAAUUUUUAUUGUACACAGGCUUUGGGAACAAACAAUAUCCCCUUUGAUAUGCUUUUUAGUAAUUGUGAAAUAUUUUCGCUUGAUAAAUUCCAAGAUCAACUAAUUAAAGCAACUCUUGCCCUAAAAAAUGGUUGGGAUCUAAGAGAUGCAACUUCUCUUGAUACAAAAGUGCAGUAUUUUCUGAUAACUAAUAAAGGUCUUGACAAGGAAAAGUUACCCUUUUUUU
This is a messenger RNA of Patella vulgata (common limpet), 1791 nucleotides long. Its product is annotated as tubulin alpha-8 chain. Lineage: Eukaryota; Metazoa; Mollusca; Gastropoda; Patellidae. Bases 139 to 1518 code for a protein of 459 amino acids. Gene Ontology annotation, cellular component: microtubule; cytoplasm. The record is from RefSeq and is a predicted model, not a curated record. Gene Ontology annotation, biological process: microtubule cytoskeleton organization; mitotic cell cycle. The transcript is spliced from 8 exons. Gene Ontology annotation, molecular function: GTP binding; structural constituent of cytoskeleton.